AUGGACCGAGCAGUUACCCCGCUCUUAGAUAAGGAGAAACAGUAUAGGUAAUGCUUCUUGAUGUCUCAUACACUUCCAUGCUUCCCUUAUCGUCAACUGGUGCACUUAUGAAUUUAUAUAUUUUACGAUCGUGCAUCUUUACGGCGUUUUAUUAUUAUGGGCAAAUUAUAAUUGAGGGAUUCCUCACACUUCUAUCUUAAUGCAACUUCCUUCGUACAGUUCAAAUUCCCUGCGUGUUUACGGUCGCCUAGUAUACCAUUGAGAAGAUCUUCUCCAUCGAUGGAUCGUUUUGGCAAGUGGUCGCAACUAAUAUAUUUCCCGAAUGAAGGCGAAAUUUCGAGUUCCAGGUGUAUGCAUAAGUGAAGAAGAAGGGUCAAGACAAUAACCAAAGUGUUCCGGUGCUCGACUUUUCUUCUUCAAUUUAUUUCCCUAUUAGGGUUCUGCCAUUAUCUGCAUGGCUUAGAGUUCGUUCUGUAGUCGAUUUACACAAGCAUUUCAUGCGGACUGAUGGCGUUUUUAGAUAGUGUAUUCUGUAACGCAGAGGAUCGUGACUUAUAUGGCCUUCUAGUGGCGUUCCUUCUCAUUUGUUCAGCAGUCUUUGUGCUACAAGUCAUCCGCGUUGCAAAAACUCUUCCACUUAAGAUUGACGAUGGGCGGACUGUCAUGCAGAGUUUAGAUUACCUACGUGCCAGACAGGAAGUUCACACUCGCUUUCGCCUCACUGUAGAACUCGACUUAGUUAUCAGAGUCGGUUGUGUCCGCCUGAUUGCGUGCCUGAAGAUUGUACCGCAGACUUCGGAAAGUUGAGGGUAACUAUACUUGACUAAAACCUCCAGGGCGGUCGAUAUUCUCAAAACGUAUGGACGGUUAGUGCAUUUAUGUGGUAAACCUUCGGCAUACUCGGCCAAGUCCUCUUGAUGGUCCGUUCCUGGUUUACACUUUCUCGAUUUAUUUUUAUGGCAACAGGCCUCAAAAUCUUGUCUACGAAAGAGCUGGCAAUCAUCGCAUGAUUGCAAUCGAACUCAGUUUCCCGAACAUAUCGGUCAUAACCUAACGUAACACCAGUAUCCUCCGUAACACAAUUUAAAGUACCCAAUCCACACUUUAGAUAUCUUUUGGAAAACUGCCCUUACCAGGUGGUUUGUCGCUCCUUUGUUUCUUUAUCCGAGGAAGAAUUAACGUAGCCAGAGGACCAUAACUGCAGCUGCUUUAGGGGGUCGGGAAUUCCGCAAAUUGGGUCCUCUGUCGGAUUCAGGAAUUGUGAAUUGUAAAUUUUCCAUUUGAUUUUUUCAGCGACACUGAAACCCUAUCUUAUCACCGAUGGCUAGAAAGAAGAAAGUUACCGAGGCUGGCUUAUCAAAAUUUCGUGCAGACACCUCUUUUCGCCGUUGACUGAAGCGCGUUUUCACUAUGGACAUAACUGCACCAUUUUCGUAGCGGGCGUACAGUCUUAUGAAAGUUACCUGCAAACAAUGUCGUUCUGAAAAUAAAUACCUUUGGCCAGUUCGCUAGUUGGAUCGAUACCCCGUAUACCCACCCACUGUGACUAUACCCAAGAAACAUAACCGGUCAAAUGCGUGUUUUAGUUCGAAUCAGUUGCCUUUGACCAUCUACUCCUGUCAGAUGUCUGUUGUUUGUGACUGUCGACAGAAGCGGUUGGACAAAAUCGUGCAAGAUUUCUCGACAGUAGUAAGAUACUUGAAACCCAGCGCAUAAUGCGUCAUAGGGCGUUCCCUUUCUAAUACACGUAAUUUCAGUUCUAACCAAACCACCGCGGAAGUAUAGUCAGGGACAUCCUCUUUCUGUGUCGAGGCAUGUUGCCGCCAAAGACAGGCAGACUAAAUUGGCCAUAUUGGAUUCUCUUUUGUAAUCAGCUAACCAUAGAAAAACCAUUGCCGGGAGGAGUCAGGGCAAAAAAUAAACACCCGUUGCCGUAUUAGGUAUACUGGUGAGCACAAUGUCUACAUGCCUUUAAAGCAACUCAAAGACAGCUUCAGAAGUGUUAAUAGGCCUCUGGACUUCUUACGAGAACCUAGACUCAUGGUCUAAUAUUUAUUUUUUUUUCACGGAAAUUGGUAUUGACAGCAGUCAGCAGAUCUUCCGUUGUAUUCGGCGAACACCACAAUUGUCAUCAGUCUUGCUCUUCUAUAUCCUUUCAGUCAUGAGUGCAAAUACUUGUCCACGACCUUUUGAGCUUUGUACACUUAUGCAAGCAUUGGAACACGCCCGCAAGCUUCAGUGUCAGCAGCUGAGGAAACUAAUAUGAGCAUGCUUUCAUCACAUAUAUGCGUGCCAUCGUGAGCUUUACAAGCAUUAGUACCUUAGUUGUCCAUAUGCUGACUACGUCUCCAGCCGCAAGCCUUCCAAGCCAUGUGUCCUACGAUCUUUAUGCUGGUUCAAAAGUCAACCUUGCGGUUGAUGUGGUCGUAGGUAGGCUCGCGUCCACAGUGUUCCGAAAACUCAGCUCUUUAAAUCAACCUUAUAUCUACCUUGAUUUACACAACUGACCGCUCAUUUUCAUCUUACGGGGUAAGUUUUCCACAGAAUACAGUUCUUCUGCAGUUGCCGUCGUCCUCGUGAUGCCAUUGGCAGGCGGAAGUCAGGCUAAUGUAGUUAGGUUCAUGAGAACUUUUAUCACCAACGAUACCACCACUGAACACUGAGUACCAGAAUACGGGCAGGGACCGCGUGAUUGCACUUCGCUCACAGGAUGUGGGACACAGCAAUGCAACACACCCGACCCCAUGAUGGAUCGUCAGGGUCGUCAUAAAACGAUCUCCAGGAACAUCAACAAUCGCCUUUUAUACUUCCCCACUCAUGAAAUCUUGCCUCCCCUUUACUUGUUUUACUGUUCCAGGACGACCGUUUAUUUGUAUUCUGACACCGUAAUUUAAGGCCUGCACAGUUUUCUUAGGCCAAAUUACCCGACUCUCGUAUACCGACAUGUAUUGUUCUUCUGACCGGUUUAGACAUCACUAUGCUUCUGACUCUGUCAUGAUAGCCUCGGUGUCGUACCUUGUGACGACCGUACCUUUUACGCAUGAAAUAAGUUUUUUUUUCAUGCACGAACUUAUGCCGACAGCCUUCUAUGUGAUUCGUUCUUUAUUCCUCUUAGGAGUCUGAAUGAAGAACUGAAACAAAAAUCAGACCGACUGAUUAGAGAAGCUAAUGAAAUCAUCGUGUGUUGCUGCACCUGGCUGUUUUCUUACCCUUUAUGUUUUCAUAGAAUUCAGCCAAGCUAAAUGUUGAGGUUCCAGUAAGUGCAAAGCCCGCUCAGCAUCCACCGGAACUUCCCCAACAAGCAAUAAAAUUGCAGGAUUCGGUAGGUGACCCAUUCUAUAAAAACCCUCAGGACUUUAAGAAACGUAAGUCUGCGCCCUUAUCAGGUCGUUCGACCCUUUUAAACUCCGUUACAGUCACUGGCUAUAGUGAAAAUGCCCUGCCCUACAUAAUGUUUGGCUAUUUAACACAUUCUCCAAUGACGAGACACUCGGCGGUUUAUUUUAAUUAACCUAGCUAGUGACCUACUAGUUAACAAUGGGCAUUCUGUGCAACUAUCAGCGAAUUGCAUCAUCGUUCAUUGACCUCUGUCUGGCAUCAAUCUAUUCUUGUCGGGGCCCUAACUAAAAACUGGUUAGCGGCAAACGACUCCUGCUAAUUAGGAGGCAACCUGUACAGGCAAUAAACUAAUUGAUAUCACAGGAAUAAUUGCGAGCCCCAUGCAUCCUUAAUCAUUUUCGUCGUUACUUUGACACAAAAUCCUCACACCUCUUCUCAUUUUUUUUCGUUGCAGUUGGAUAGCGAAUGUAAUGGGGAUAAUGCUGCCGCUUCCGCCGCCACCGAGGCGGAGGAGGAAGAGGCCGUACUGGGGCCUGUGAGGAAGUUGGGCACGCAGGCGAAAACACGUUACUUGGUUGCAAAAGCCCGUGCUUUGGAGGAGGACAAUGAAAAACUUCAUGCCGAGUUGAAAAACGCGGUGAGCGACAGUUAACUGCGACUGACUUUGGUCCCAUUUGGUUACUGUGGAACGAAAUUAGUAGUUUGCCGACUUUUCUGGUCUUUUAGGACUGUUUUUCUAUAACAGUAUGCAACCACAUUUUGAGUAGUGUGCCAGAUCCAGCCGCUUGAGAGACUUCGGACUCCCUUCAUUUGCGCAUUUUCUGUGAAUACUUGUGGCUAGGUUUACUUACCCCUUCCGGAUAGUUGUGCAUGUCACUUACACAGUCUCCUAACCAUCGAAAAGCGCCUGAUCUGGGACGUUUUUAAGUCAGUACAUUUAUUUAUAUUCUGACUGCAACAUGGUUAUCAGAGGUUUCUCCAGUGUAACUGAUGCCUCUUUAAAGUUAAGCUGUUUCCCCAAUGGGUCCCACAGUCAUCCCAACAAGUUUUCACUAUUGUUCUGUGCUAAAUUUGAACGGUUAGGUCCGUCAACUUCCUUCCACCAAUUUCUUUGAUUAAGUGACCUCACUUGUUUGCCAUUUCCAUGCAGGAUCGCGACAUCUUGGGGUAUCCAGUUUACAGUAGUUUCGGCUUCUGAGGUCUUUUGCCAGAUUGGACUUCCUCCUCCUCCUCCUCCUCCUCCUCCUCCUCCUCAAAGAACACUAUAUAAUGCCCCCUACUUCCAGUAUUGUAAUCUCACCCUGGCCUCGUAUCUUUACAGAUUAGGUGAAGAAAUGUGUGGGUGCUGCCGAAAUGGAUCGGAGGAGACUUUAAUUCUGAUGAUCCUUAAAUGAGCAAGUAGAAUGUCAAGUGAACCCUGACUGAAAAAAUUAUAAUGGUUUCUCGCGACGAUUGACAUUGGGACUAGUUAGACCAGCUUUGUUGAUUGUUUCUGUUAUUCUGAGCUGGCAGAUUUGUCACGGUGCGCUGAAAGCCGCAGUUUAGAAGGCAGCCAACUGGCGGGAUGACAUGGUCCUCCUUUCCGGAUGGAAGAGUCGGGCUACAAUGACACCACUUUAACGUAACCGUUAUGAUACUCCCACUUGGUUGCGAUCGGAGCCGCCCUCGUUCGUGUGGAAUCCUGAUCUAUCGUGCGCGAAGCGUGGUGUGGUGACACACCUAGAUACGGGUUCACACCGCGCCACCCACCGGCGCCCGCCCCGUCUUCCGAUCGUCUUGACUUUUUCAUGACACCUGGAUAAGGAGGGUGAGGAGGAGAGAGCGCACUGGAUGCAGCCCAAGUCAACAAUCACUAUAAACUAAUUCAUGCACAAGUCGCCGUCCCCUGCUGUUUGGCACACGGUGGUUUUCAUCGGAAUCGACGGCCAGACUGUCGGGUUGUGGUUAGCCUGGCUGUUUUAAGAAGCGAGACCUCACCUCACAUUCACCUCUAAACGGCCGUUAGAUCAUGGGACCAGGUGGCUGAUGUCAAGAAUUACGUUAGUCUUCACAAGAAGCCCACAAGAAUCUUCACAAGAAUCUUCACAAGAAGCUUCACAAGAAUCGGCAGAUAUUAUGUCGUAAUCAUCCCCAACACCACCACCACCAUCUGGUUCAUUACCACCACCGAUAGUAAUAUGGACAUCGUUACCGCAACCACUGUUUUCGCCCACCGAUAUCUCCAUAUCGAUUUCUAAGCUGCUCCUCAUUGUUGUUUUUGAAAGACUGAUGAGAUAACUCGGUUGACGGCACGCCUUCAAGAGAUCGAAACCGAUCGUACCAAGUUGCAGCGUCUCGCUGGUAGUCAAGGUACUCAGUUGGAUCGCUUGAAGACGGAUCUUGAGGAGGCCCGCAACCGUGCCGACAGUCUUACAAACGAGAAGAAUGCAUUGGAGCGUCAAGUGGAGACGCUGAAGCGAGCCAGCGACCAGCAAACAUCUUCACAGAAGACCGUAGGCAUCCGGCUGAAUCGGGCUCUCGAGGAAGUUGAGAAACAUCGCGGCGAAGCUGAGCGCGCCCGAACGGCAGCCCGCGACUCAAUGGAGGCCUCAAAGCGACAGAUUGACCAACUAACCACCGAUAACCGUCGCCUAGAACGUCAGAAGCAGGAGCUUAUUGUGGGCUUCAAGAAGCAGAUGCGCCUCAUUGAUGUUCUACGAAGACAAAAGGUAGCGUUUUUGUGACAGUUACCAAUACCCGGCGCAUAUUCAGUUUUCAUGAAGAGUUUCAUGCAUUAUAUAGUUCUUGCAGUUCGAAGUAGAAGGCUCAAAAUCUGUGCUUCUUAAUUAAUCCGGGUUUCAUAGUAAAAACAUCCUGGCAUCUUUGGAAAACCGACGAGGAACGAAUAUGGCAAUGUUACUGUCUCAGUAGAAGGUACAUUCCCCAGCGUUCCUUGCCCAAAAUCUAGCACUUUUUGAAAUUGCGGAAGGCCAUUGAACUUCGGCCGCUAGCCCCGAGCACUCAUCGAGAAAAAUGAAUUAGAAGAUUCAUUUCGUGGUAGCAAUGUCAUUUCAUGUCCCUGGUUAGAGUUUAACUCUACCAGGGCCACUAGGGAAACUUAGACGAUCUCACUUAGUCAGAAGCCCUGUUUUCAUUGCACGUGUGUAGUCGUUAUUUCGGCCUAUUGCAUCGUUUCUGUAAACGAUGUAAGUCAGCUCUUUUCUUGUACAAUAGCAGGCUUAUCUCAUGAAGUGUUAGUCGAAAUUCCGAAAUGUGUUUUCGAUUAGAAAGGAUUACUUAGGUGAGGUUGUAUGAUUGAUUAUCGUGAGGCGUAAACGCAAGAUAUUUCGAGUUGGGCAGAAUACCAACUUUUGAACAAGCUUCUCCCCGGCCGCCGGGAAGAGCUGUACUCGGUAAGAAAAUGACUGCUUCGUUAGUAUGAAUUUUUUCCAUUGAUAUCUUAAUGGCGUAAACAAAUGUGCUAUUUGCCUUACACAGAAAGUAUAAGCCAUGUAGUUUAGAAACCCCAAGUGCAAGUGCAACUGUAGAUCGUAGUCAAGGUUAUUUGAGAAUUGGAUAGGUUUUCUAAAACCGAAAAAGCGUAAUUCGCUACCAAAUGAGUGCAAUAAAGAAUGUUUUUGGGCACUUUCCCAUAAAAUACGUUCGAAUUUGUAAGGGCGUCGAAUAUACAUACGAGAAAGUCAUACUGCAUCAGUAUUCAUUUUUAUAGGAAGUAGUUUGUACAGAUUCCCGAAGAGGAGCUCAUUGUAAGGUCUGCCUCCUGUCGUGACCAGCGUUAAAACGCUACCUAAGCGUUUCAAAAUCUCGGUGAACAUUUUAUGGGAUAGACCAACUAUUGUAUAUGCAUCCGACGUGGAUAGGACCGCGCUGACUAGGCAGUUUGUUUAAUAUGCCCCUGGAACGUUGGGCUCCUUGUUUGAAAGGACUGACUUUUUACAAAGCUUUUUCUCGUUUUUUUUGUUGCGCAGAUGCUUGCUGAGGCCUCUCGAGCCCUGAAGAUCACAGAGGAAGAGUUUUUGAAAUCACUCGACUGGCAGACCAAAUAG
Messenger RNA from Spirometra erinaceieuropaei, 7385 nucleotides. The record is from the annotation of a GenBank genome assembly. NCBI's taxonomy places the organism in Eukaryota, Metazoa, Platyhelminthes, Cestoda, Diphyllobothriidea, Diphyllobothriidae.